GGGGUGGGACGGGGGUGGUCGGAUGCGGGACUCAGCCUUUGCCCGCCCUUCAGUCCUCCAAGCCGGUCAUGGAGAAGCGGCGCCGAGCGCGCAUCAACGAGAGCCUCGCGCAGCUCAAGACCCUUAUCCUGGACGCCCUCAGGAAAGACGUAAGCCGGGGGCGGGGGCGCGGGGUCCAGGCGCGGGUCCACGCGUCUGGGGCACGGCUGGCUACAGCGCCCACCGUACCUGCCCCCAGAGCUCCCGCCACUCGAAGCUGGAGAAGGCAGACAUCCUAGAGAUGACGGUGAGGCACCUGCAGGGCCUGCGGCGCGUGCAGGUGACAGCCGCACUCAGCGCCGACCCCGCCGUCCUGGGCAAGUACCGCGCAGGCUUCAACGAGUGUCUGGCCGAAGUGAGCCGCUUCCUGGCCAGCUGCGAGGGCGUCCCCGUCGACGUGCGAUCCCGCCUGCUCGGCCACCUGGCGUCCUGCCUAGGCCAGCUGGCGUCCUCGCGCCGCCCGGCCCCGCCGACCCCCGCCGCCGAGGCCCCCGCGUCCGAGGUCUUCACGGGCUGCCCGCUGCUGCCCGCAUUCGACGGCCCCCUCCCUCUGCUGCGCCCCGGGGCUGUCUUCGCACUCCUGCCGGCCUUCUCCGGGUCGGGGCCUACGGCGGUGCCAGGCCUGACGGGGGCGCCGCCUGCCGUACCCCGCCCGGGACCGCAGGGCCAGGCGGCGCCCUGGAGGCCGUGGCUGCGAUGACACCGCGGCCCUCGGACUUCAGGGUCCCCCGCCCCCGUCCUAGGGCCAAGGCCCUUUGCCGAGAGAUACCCAGAAAAUAUUUAUUACUAGAGGCUGCGUC
Trichechus manatus latirostris (Florida manatee) is the source of this 839-nucleotide messenger RNA. RefSeq names its product hes family bHLH transcription factor 4 (gene HES4). Gene Ontology annotation, biological process: anterior/posterior pattern specification; regulation of transcription by RNA polymerase II. Gene Ontology annotation, molecular function: protein dimerization activity; RNA polymerase II cis-regulatory region sequence-specific DNA binding; DNA-binding transcription factor activity, RNA polymerase II-specific. The record is from RefSeq and is a predicted model, not a curated record. Gene Ontology annotation, cellular component: nucleus. NCBI's taxonomy places the organism in Eukaryota, Metazoa, Chordata, Mammalia, Sirenia, Trichechidae. The transcript has 2 exons. Bases 23 to 739 code for a protein of 238 amino acids.